This is a messenger RNA of Aspergillus eucalypticola CBS 122712, 324 nucleotides long. RefSeq names its product cytochrome c oxidase subunit VIb. Gene Ontology annotation, cellular component: mitochondrion; respiratory chain complex IV. The coding region runs from base 1 to 324 and encodes 107 amino acids. The record is from RefSeq and is a predicted model, not a curated record. The transcript has 6 exons. Lineage: Eukaryota; Fungi; Ascomycota; Eurotiomycetes; Eurotiales; Aspergillaceae.
AUGGGUGCCAUUCCUGAAGUUGACCCCGAUGAGCCCGUCGAGACCAAGCCCUUCAAGUUCGUGACUGCUGGCUAUGACGCUCGUUUCCCCCAGCAGAACCAGUACGUGAUUUUCGCACACCUCUCCGCUCAAUCUGCCUCCCAGACCAAGCACUGCUGGCAGAACUACGUCGACUACCACAAGUGUGUCACCGCCAAGGGCGAGGACUUCCGCCCAUGCCGCCAGUUCUACCACGCCUUCCGCUCUCUCUGCCCCAAGGCCUGGACUGACAGAUGGGACGGCCAGCGCGAGGCUGGUAACUUCCCCGCUCGUCUCGACCGGUAG